Molecule: messenger RNA, 2903 nt
Organism: Polyodon spathula (Mississippi paddlefish)
Lineage: Eukaryota; Metazoa; Chordata; Actinopteri; Acipenseriformes; Polyodontidae
Product: probable G-protein coupled receptor 101
Exons: 2
Coding region: 796-2124 (442 amino acids)
Biological process (GO): G protein-coupled receptor signaling pathway
Cellular component (GO): membrane
Molecular function (GO): G protein-coupled receptor activity
Source: RefSeq, a predicted model, not a curated record
GCGCACAAUAAGUCUCCGGUGCUGUGUAUAGCUACGUGUAAGCAAUAAUUAGGGCUAAUUAAGCAUCAUGUAAUUUAUAACAGGGUGCGGGCACGACAUGCGCUAACAGCAGUCUCAAUCUGAUUUUACUGCAUUUGUCGUUUCCAAUUUAUUCAUGUAAUUUGAAAACACGGGUUGCGAAUGAAGGAUUCCUCGGUUUAAAGAUAGAUCUUUUUGUGCUGUGUCUUAAAAUAGCAUCCUCCGGAACAAGCCCAUAUAAACCUCUGGGUCUCUGAUGGUACACUCCCGUUGUUUAAAGACACAGGUGCUACUGUUCUCCAGAGAUAUCCUAAGCCAUUUGGAAGGGGGGAUAGCACCCAGAGAAGAGACCGUGCCGUUUUAAGACGAUAGCCAAAACCUACGCAUCUGUGUGGUGUAUCCUGAAGCUGUCUCUCUAAAAAGAAAAAAAAAAGAAGUAACAUCUUCUGACUGUUAGUAAAUAUGCUGACAGUAAUUGGGAUUAAUAUUGACGAGCAGCACUCCAGCGCCGGCGACUAAAAUGGGAGCCGUGUGUUCUAGCCAUAGCAGCGCGCCGCCAGCGGGAGAGUGCAGAGGUUUGGGGAAGUGAAGAGAUUCGUUCACGGCAUCACCAGCAUCAAACUCACAACAAAGCAGGAUGACACCCAUAAAAGAAAAUCCACCGGCAGGAGGUUGCUGGAUGAAGAUUUAAAAAGAAAACACACGCCUUACUGAAUGUGGGAUUUACUAAACUUAUAUUUAUUUGUGUAAUUUAGCUUUUAUUUACUUUGUAAUUCUAUGCGUUGUAUUUAUUUACUAUUCAGCUAUACAAUGCCCAGCUUUUUCGAUCCCCCGCGUGGUUACAAUUCCACUCCGGGCCGCUGGGAUGCGGGUGGCGCGGCCUCUCUGUCCUCCUCGUUGGUGAACAGCGUGGUGAAGAUGGCCCUGCUCUCCCUUAUUGUCUGCACCUCCCUUUUCGGGAACGUGGUGGUGCUGCUGGUGUUCCAGCGCAAGCCCCAGCUCCUGCACGUGGCCAACCGCUUUGUGCUCAACCUGCUUAUGGCAGACCUCUUCCAGACCAUCCUGGUGAUGCCCUUUGCGAUUGUCGCCACGGUGCCAGAUGUGUGGCCCCUGGACCGCCGGUUGUGUCAGGCUCUGGUGGUCCUUAUGCACUUGUUCGCCUUCGCCGGGGUCAACACCAUCAUUGUGGUGUCUGUCGACAGGUACCUGGCCAUCAUCCACCCGCUCUCCUACCCGGCCAGGAUGACCCCUCGCCGGGGGAACAACCUGAUCGCCUGCACAUGGGUCCUGAGCGUCCUGCAGAGCAGCCCGCCGCUCUACGGCUGGGGGGCUAUCGACUUCGACCGGCGCCACCACUCCUGCACGCUCGUCUGGUCCGCCAGCUACUCCUACUCCGCCCUGGUAUCCAUGUUCUCCUUCUGGGUGCCCGUCUGCAUCAUGCUGGGCUGCUACUGGAUGGUGUUCAGAGCUGCCAGGAGGCAGAACAACCUAGUUCACCCAGUGCAAGCUACCAAGCACAACCACAGUACUGCUGAUAACCAGCAGUGCCAAGAGCAACAGCAGCAGCAGCAGCAGCAGCAGCAGCCACCCCCGGAGGGCUCUGUCUACCCCAUCAGGGCGCGCCACAGACGCUUCCAUUAUCACUGCAAAGCAGCCAAAGUGGUCUUUGUCAUCAUGUCUUCUUACAUCUUCAGCAUGGGCCCUUACAGCGUCCUCGGCAUGCUCUCCAUCAGCCCUAGCGCCCCCGUCCCACCCUGGAUCGUCUCCCUGGCCCUCGUCUUGUUCUUUUUCCAGUGCUGUAUCCACCCCUACAUCUACGGCUACAUGCACCGCAGCGUCCGCAGGGAGUUCCUGGCCCUGCUCUGCGGCUCCUUCUGCAAGCAGGUGCGACCGCUGCGCAGCUCCGGAGCGGACAGCUGCUUCACGGUGACCGCCGGGCGGCCGACACACGCCCACGGUGCGGCUGCCAGGAUCUGCCCCCUGAGGACCUGGGAGGAGGGCACGACGUCGUCCUCCCCCACCGAGGGCAUGUCCAAGGACAGCAGGAAGGACACGACCUCAAUCAGCUUCAGCUCGGAAAAAGAACUGAACGCCCUGCCGAAGUGAUAAGAACCAUAUACAAAGCCACAUGCUGUAUCGUCACCCGUACAAUUUCGCAAGCCUCUUGCAGCUAUAACAUCUUGUACACGGCCACGCACAGAGUCUACAAGACGUUGAGAGGCACCCUGAGUAAUCUCACAAAGCCUCAGAGAGAGCAGUGUAUGCGCUAUGCAGUGUUGUAGGCUGAGGAUCUCAUAAAACCAGGGUAUGCAAGAGGGCCAUUAGAGGUAUAAUAAUAUCAUAUUAAAGGAUUCGGUGCUUUAGGUUAAAUUGGUUUGGCUGUUUAACCAAAUCAAUUAAACCCCCACUUGGACUCUAAGUCCUCUUAGUUAACUACUUAAUUUCACCUACUAAACCUGCACUGUGACUGACCAGUACCUGAAUACUAAUUACAUCCAAGCGUGCAUGCAUCUACAUGUAUUGUACACCUUAAGUAUGCUGGUGUCCAUUACCUGAAAAACCUGAUUUGGUUCACAUUAUUAAUAGUGUUUGAAAGUCUCGCUGGUACACAUUACUGACUUUCACUAUUAACUCUGUUCUUCAAUUUAUACUGUUUUGAUUCAACUGGGUUCAACGCACAGCCCCUUGACAAACUCAAUAAUCCCUGAAUUAAGAAACAAGGACUGUACAGUAGCUUUUGUACCCCUUGACUGGUUCGGUUUCCAAAUUUCUACCGUUGCCUCCCACACAGUUGUCGCUGGGAUCCAUGUUUUUGCAGGGAUGAUUCCAGAUUCCUGUUAAGUGCCAAACACAAUACUUUGUAACUACAAGCAAGGUCUGUUCGG